Messenger RNA from Ixodes scapularis (black-legged tick), 606 nucleotides. RefSeq lists its product as uncharacterized. NCBI's taxonomy places the organism in Eukaryota, Metazoa, Arthropoda, Arachnida, Ixodida, Ixodidae. Bases 1 to 606 code for a protein of 201 amino acids. The transcript is spliced from 4 exons. The record is from RefSeq and is a predicted model, not a curated record.
AUGGACCUGAUGCUUAGCCUGAUGGACGAGGGCUUCCAUCUGGGAUGUGCCGUGGGCGCCCUCAUGGUCAUCACGCAAUCGGUCUACAUGGGCCUAACCUCGGUGGAUCAGGUGACCAGCGUCAUCCAGAAGUGCCUGCUGCUACACUUCCACAUGGUGCGCCUGCGGCCCGGGUCCGGUGUCCUGCUGGAGAUCGCGGUGUGGGUGCUGGACAUGGCCUUCCACAUGUGGUUCCUGCUGGUCGACUGCACCCGGGUGCUGUCCAGCCUCUACUUCAGCAACAAGCCUAUGCAGAUCCUCCACUGUGUCCUUCUCUUCAUUUUCCAUCUACAGAUUCUGAGAAGGUACUGCAUGGGCAUCCACGUGACCGUCGAGAACGUAGUCAACCCGGCCGAGGACGCCAUCGACGAAGUCGCUGUAGCUGAACCCGCUCCAGUGGCGCCCCCUGUCCUGGUAGCUGGACAUGGUGGAAGCGGGGUUGGAGGACACUUCAACAUCCACGUCCAAGUUGACAUCGACCGCCAACGAGUCGUUUCUCACGAUACCGAAACCCGCCCCAGCAGGAGCGUGGGAGAGCUGCUCCUGUCAGCGGAGUGCAAGCCGUGA